AUGGAUGGCAAGCGCCCAGCGAUCGAUGACACUCGCUGUGGCUAUCCUGGCACAAUCAAGCGGCAACGAACUGCACCUGACAAUUGGGAUGGCGAGACGCAACGACCCGUCGAUGACAUACCGCCAGAGUAUCACUGCUACACAAUCGCCUGGAUCUGCGCGUUGCCCACGGAGCUGGUAGCUGCAGAAGCUAUGCUAGAUGAGAAGCACGACGUCUUCCCUUCUUACGCUUCCUACGGCAACACCUACACGGCCGAUACCAACGCCUACAAGCUAGGAAGUAUCGAGGGACAUAAUGUUGUCAUCACAUGCCUACCAGCGGACCAAUAUGGCACGAACAAUGCGGCCAACGUGGUAACCAACUUGAUCCGCACCUUUCCGUCAACUCGGCUAGCAUUGAUGGUAGGCAUUGGAGGUGGUGUCCCGAGCAGUGCUAGGGAUAUACGGCUGGGAGAUGUUGUCGUUGGUACAAGAACUAUGCAAUACGAUUUGGGGAAGAUUGUGGCAGGUGCUGAGAUUCAACGCACCGCGAUUGCGAGGACCCUUCACCACUCUUUUGGCAAAGUCAUCACAUUUUUGCGAGCAAAACACGACAGAGAACCGAGCCAUAUCCCCUCAAUUCUGAAAGAAAAAUUCCAGAAACUUCCGCACUACGGUCGUCCGACAGAUCCUGAUCGCCUUUUCCUCUCAACGUACGACCACCCAGAGUCAGUAGCCUCAUGCGACGAUUGCGAUGAAACGAAACGUAUGCCUCGACGUGCCCGACCGGACAAUGACCCUGCCAUUCACUAUGGAGCGAUAGCGUCCGGCAACCAAGUUAUGAAGAACGCCACCGAAAGAGACAUUGCUGCUCGUACCCUAGACGUCGUGUGUUUUGAAAUGGAAGCGGCUGGCAUCAUGGAUAUUCUUCCCUGCCUACCCAUUCGUGGAAUCUGCGACUAUGCGGAUUCUCACAAGAAUAAGGCCUGGCAAAGGUACGCCGCAGCUGUAGCCGCAGCAUAUGCUAGAGAAUUACUCUCCAUACUCCCUUUGACGGACUCCGGGACACGAGCUGUCUCUCGUUUUAGCCCUCCACAAGUCCUGCUUGACCAGCAUGAGAAACAGAUCCAGCUGAUGGAGUCUCUGAAGUUUGAUCAAAUGGACUCCCGCCGAUUAACUGUGAAGAGAGCUCACAACAAGACAUGCGCGUGGUUCAUCAAGCACCCAGAUUACUGCGCAUGGCUGAACGAUGAGAAGCUCAAGCUGCACCAUGGGUUUCUUUGGCUUCGUGGCAAGCCCGGCGCUGGAAAGUCAACUAUCAUGAAAUUCGCCUUCUCGAGAAUGCAAAAGGACCCUCAUUGGUCGCCGCUUAUAAUUUCGUUCUUCUUCAACGCCCGGGGCGAAUAUUUGGAAAGAUCAAUUGAAGGGAUGUAUCGCUCUUUGCUGUUCCAGCUUUUCCAGGGAUACCCUCAACUGCGAUCUGUACUUUGCGAUUUGUGCUCAACACAACAAGAGAAUGAAGGUUGCCCCAGCCUGGACACUCUCAAAGAUGUGUUCUCUGAAGCUGUCCUUGGACUUGGCCAACUUCGGCUCACUUGCUUCAUUGAUGCUCUGGACGAAUGCGAUGAGCAACAAGUCACAGAUAUGGUCCGGGAAUUCGAGGAUUUGGCUGAAGAAGCCUCAGCAGAAGGGAUCGCCUUUCGAAUCUGCUUUUCCAGUCGGCACUACCCAUAUAUAGUCAUCAAAAGGGGGGCUACGAUGACGCUUGAAAACCAGCCAGGCCACACGCGGGAUAUGGAGAACUACGUCAAAAGCCGUCUCCGAUUCAAUAACCCUACUCUUGUCGAAGAUCUACAAUCAGAGCUCCUAGAAAAGGCUGCGGGCGUGUUCCUCUGGCUGAUCCUAGUCGUUGAUAUUCUCAAUACCGAGUACUCGCAAGGUGGGCUGGCCUUGAAGAAGAGGCUUGUGGAGAUACCGAGCGAUCUGGGCGCCUUAUUCAAGAAUAUCCUCACGCGUGAUAGCAAGAACAUGGAGCAUUUGUUCUUGUGCGUCAUCUGGAUUCUCUGCGCCAAGCGACCUUUACGACCCAAGGAGUUCUACCACGCACUCUGGUCUGGUCUAUCUCAGAGCGGCCACGUUGACCCGAAUCCCCCGGCAGUCACCGGUCCCGAUGCCGAAGACAGUGCUAUGAGAUGCGUCAUCGGGUUUUCCAAGGGCCUGGCAGAAAUUACCAAAUCUACGCAGCCAACAGUCCAAUUCAUACAUGAAUCUGUCAGGGACUAUCUUCUCAAAGGCGGCGGACUUGCGGAACUCUGGCCUGAUCUAGGCUUCGAUUGGGAGCUCCUAAGCCAUGAAAAAUUGAAACUCUGCUGCAGCGCGUACAUACAUCAUUUGCUCAAGUCCGAAUAUGGCUCGGAAGAGUGUGACACGAUGCAUUUUCGAUUCAUGGGGAAUACAAGUCACGAGGUGGCUCAGUUUCCAUUCCUAGAAUAUGCAAGUCAGCAAGUGCUUUUCCAUGCUGAUGCAGCAGCCGCUGGCAUUUCUCAACACCAGUUUCUGUCUCAAUUCCCUCUCAAAGCAUGGAUUUCGAUCUCUAAUCUCUUUAGAAAGUACAAGCUCACCCACUAUACGCCUCAAGCGAGCUUACACUACAUCUGCUCAGACAUGGACUGUUCAAAGCUCAUUCCCAUGAUACAAGGCGGAGAUUGGCGACGCCGUUCUGAGGACCCGUACAACUACCCGCUCUUUGCUGCCUUGGCUCGAGGCAAUAGCAAAUCAGUGGCCGCCCUCUUGGGAUUACCUUCCGUCAUCUUCAAUGGAACGAACAUCAUGGAAGGCUUGACACGCAGAAGGGACUUUUCAGACUGGCCGCGGCGAACACCAUUAUCUUGGGCAGCUCAAAACGGUCGCCACGGGAUAGUAACACUUCUUCUCGAAGCCAGUCAUGAUGCGAAUGAACAUGACUAUGCUGGAUUCACCCCACUGCACCGGGCUGCUGAGCAAGGCCAUGAGGCGGUUGUAAAGAUUCUAAUAGAGAAUGGGGCGAAUGUCGAUACCCCAGACAAACACAUGCGUACACCCCUUUUCCUUGCUGUUAUCAAUGGUCAGGAAGCAAUGGUGAAGGUUCUUGUUGAGAACCACGCAGAUGCCAACGGUAGCAGCGAAAGAACUUUCUCUACACCGUUGUACGAAGCUUCAAUUUUAUGCUACAAAUCUGAAGCGUCAGAAGCAAUUGCUAAGCUUCUCAUUGAACAUGGAGGAAAUAUCAAUUUCAGACUCAACAACGGCAAUACAGCAUUACACACAGCUUCUAAGGCGUGUAAUGCGAGGCUUACCAAGUUUCUGAUCGAGAAUGGCGCAGAUGUCAACGCUGUAAAUCGAAAUAAUAGGACAGCACUGCAUUACGUUUGCAAGAGAACUGUGAUAGAGGAUUAUCUCAAUGAAGAAAGGGACCCGCGUGGCCUCAUCAUCCUUGGUGAGCAUGGUGGCCUCGAUAUUGCACUCCAAAAAAUCGACCAGGUCAUCACCAAACUGCUCAUUGACGGGGAACCAAAAGCCAGCAGCGGCACCCAUACAGGCAAAACAGGAUUCAAACUAGCCCCGUCAUUUAGCUAUGAAGAGAUGGUUCGACUUCUCAUCGAGAACAAGGCAUAUGUUGAGGCGGCGAAUGAUGGCCGAGCUGCACAUUUGUCGGACAAGCAGGAACAUGGUCGCCAUGCUACUGCCAAAGUUCUUAUUGACAGUGGGGCAGCUCUUGAUACAUCAGACUGCUUAGCUGAGACGCCUUUGAUCAGUGCUGUGUCCACUCGAAAUAGAAAAGUACUCCAGCUGCUCCUUGAGAAUGGAGCAGAUGUUGACCUAACAGGUGACCGGUAUACCUCAACACCGUUGACUGUAGCCAUAUGUAUUGGACGAGAAGACAUAGCUGUCGAUCUGAUCAAGCAUAGGGCAAACGCUUCUCGAAAGGCUCAGCGAUAUCUGAGGGAUUUCUGA
Messenger RNA from Colletotrichum lupini, 3972 nucleotides. RefSeq lists its product as uncharacterized. The transcript is spliced from 3 exons. Lineage: Eukaryota; Fungi; Ascomycota; Sordariomycetes; Glomerellales; Glomerellaceae. Gene Ontology annotation, biological process: nucleoside metabolic process. Bases 1 to 3972 code for a protein of 1323 amino acids. The record is from RefSeq and is a predicted model, not a curated record. Gene Ontology annotation, molecular function: catalytic activity; protein binding.